UCGAGAAUGGUUGUAUGUUGAUUUUCCACAUAAAAAAUUAAUAAUAUUACGCAUUUCAAUUAAAAAACGUGAUUUUUACCCGACGCGAGUGUGCCAUAAUCUGUGCUCAAUGUAAAGAAAUACAUGCAGGGAUUUAUAUAAAACAGUGUGAUUUAAACAAUAUUAACAACAAAUUUUCAGUGUGGUGUGUGAUUGUGGUUUCUGUAGUUUUUAACAAAUUCUUUUGUGUUGUGUAAAAAUUAUAUAGUUGUAUAUUUAUUGGAUUAUAUCGGUUAUGAAAAUGACCGCUAGUACCUAAUAAAUUUCGAAGGAAGAACACCUGCUUGUAUUUCGAUUUGGAUUCGUGCGUCGCUCGGCGACUCUUCAGGCGUCUACGAUGCAGCUACGGGCCAGGAGCUGGCUGCGAUGCAGUUUUUUCACAAUAUGUCUACUAAUAGGUCUGUCAACAAUGGUGCUUGGAGAUGACGAAGCUAUGGACACACGAGAAGGCGAAGAUGUCACGUUAAAAUGCCGAUUCCAUCUGCAACCAUUAUCAAAUCUCACAUAUUUCUGGUUGAGGAACAAUAAACAAAACCACGACAGUGUGGCAAUUAAUGAUGUGCCAUUGGAUAAAAAUUACAAAUUGGAUUAUCGUCCAGAGCAAGGACGUUACGAUCUUUUGAUCAAAAAUGCUUCAUACGAUCGCGACAAUGGUCGAUUUGAAUGUCGAGUGAAAGCCGGAGGUUCUGGUGAUAAUUUACACGAACAAAGCAUGGCUCUCACAGUUUUGGCACCACCUAGGCAACCAUCAGUGUCACCAGGAAAUAGAGCCGUUGCUACAGAAGGAAGACCUUUGGAAUUGACUUGUAGCAGCACUGGAGGAUCACCGGAUCCCGUCAUAAGGUGGUAUCGUGAUGACUCUCAACAUCCGUUAGAAGCUUCUCUGAAAUACGGUGGUUCAAGAGAUCAGCCAACUUCGUCGACUUUGCGCAUAACUCCGGCUAAGGAGGAUGAUGGAGCAGUUUUCCGAUGCUCGGCUUGGAAUAGAGCUAUGCCUGCAGGUGCUAGAUUGGAAGCUGCAGUAUCUCUGAGCGUUCACGAUACAUAA
Molecule: messenger RNA, 1087 nt
Organism: Ctenocephalides felis (cat flea)
Lineage: Eukaryota; Metazoa; Arthropoda; Insecta; Siphonaptera; Pulicidae
Product: kin of IRRE-like protein 2
Exons: 6
Coding region: 377-1087 (236 amino acids)
Biological process (GO): cell-cell adhesion
Cellular component (GO): cell-cell junction
Molecular function (GO): cell adhesion molecule binding
Source: RefSeq, a predicted model, not a curated record